AUGAGAGAUCGAGGGGACUCUAUAGGAAGAAUAAAUGCAGUCCAUCCGACUGAAGGAGAGAGGUACUACCUUAGGCUUCUUUUAACAAAAGUCCGUGCUCCGAAGUCCUUCGAAGACUUGAAGACUUAUAAUGGUGUACAGGUCAGAACCUUUCGUGAAGCAACACUUUUAAGAUGGCUGCUUCAAGAUGAUAACAACCAAGAACAUUGUCUUGAAGAGGCUUCUCUCUUUCAUAUGCCUUAUGAAUUGAGAAGACUUUUUGCAACCCUUUUGGUAUAUUCAUGUCCCAACAAUCCCAGACAAUUAUGGUUAAAAUUUGAGGCUGUAAUGUCGGAGGAUUUUCUAAGGUGUUCAGAUUUGACUCUUAGACAUGCAUUUGAGAUCAUAUCUCACUGCAUAUAUGAGAACAAAAGUGGGGCUUUUUUUGUAAAUGGCCCUGGAGGCACUGGAAAAUCAUUUCUCUAUAGAGCAUUGCUAGCUGAUGUAAGGUCUAAAGGGUAUUUAGCACUAGCAACAGGUAUUUCAGGAAUUGCUGCUUCUAUACUACCAGAAGGUAGGACUGCCCAUUCAUGGUUUAAAAUCCCAAUUGAUCUUUCAAAGGACAGAGCAUGUAGAGUUAGCAAACAAAGCAACCUGGCAGCAAUGAUUAGAGAAUCCAAACUGAUUAUCUGGGAUGAGGCUCCUAUGUCAAAAAGAUCUGCAAUUGAAGCAUUAAAUGAUCUAUUGCAAGAUCUUAUGAACUCAUCAAAAAUAUUUGGUGAAAAAGUUGUCAUCUUUGGUGGCGACUUUAAACAAACAUUGCCAUUAACAGAGAAUAUGAGGGCUCGAUUAGACCACUCAUUUAUUGAUUAUUUAUUGAGAGUUGGCAAUGGAACUGAAAAAAUCCAAGAUGAUCGCUACAUAAAGAUUCCUUCUUCAAUUUUGCUUGAAAAUAGUGAGGCUGAUUCUAUAAGUAUGGCAAGACGCUACCUUCCAGUGAAUGAGGUCGUUGAGGGAGUAAAAGGAUGGAUAGUACUGGCUCAGGUUGUUGAGAGAAAACAUGUUCAGUUGAGUCGAGGAGCAAGGCCUGUGAACUACCAUCGCUUUCUCCUUAUAGAUUCUGAGGGAAAAAGGUUUCAGCAGUAA
Molecule: messenger RNA, 1125 nt
Organism: Coffea arabica (coffee)
Lineage: Eukaryota; Viridiplantae; Streptophyta; Magnoliopsida; Gentianales; Rubiaceae
Source: RefSeq, a predicted model, not a curated record